Messenger RNA from Anthostomella pinea, 927 nucleotides. NCBI's taxonomy places the organism in Eukaryota, Fungi, Ascomycota, Sordariomycetes, Xylariales, Xylariaceae. The record is from the annotation of a GenBank genome assembly.
AUGUACAGAUCGGCGCUGCGGUCCUCGCCGCGGCUCUCGAAUUCCCUCCGUCGAACCGGCCUAGCCGCCAGCGGCCGCCGCUUUGCCUCGACCUCCCCAGCAGACAAGAAACGGAGCUGGAAGAGCUCAGCCGUAAGAUGGGGUCUGGCUCUUGGUGCUGUGUACUGGUACAGCACAAGCGCAGCCUUUGCCGAGGAGCCACAGCUGAAGACGAUACCGCCACCUCCACAAUUUUCCGACGAAGACCUGCCGACCGUAGAGGCUGUGGUCGCCCAGAAACGCCGGGAAGCUGAGGCACGGUCACAGAAGUCGGCCGCAGCGUCUGUCCCCGAACCGGCAACCGCUUCGCUAUCCGCAGCAACCUCCCCGACAGCGCCGGUGCAAGACGUCGAGACGACUGGCCAGUCACACCCACCUUCUCCUCCACUUGCAGAAGGUAGCCCGGAAGCUUUGGAGGAGGAGGCAGGCCAGCAGGGCGCCUUCAAUCCGGAGACGGGCGAGAUCAACUGGGACUGCCCUUGUCUGGGUGGUAUGGCGCACGGCCCUUGUGGCGAAGAGUUCAAGGCUGCCUUCAGCUGCUUUGUCUACUCGAACGAAGAGCCCAAGGGAAUGGAUUGCAUUGACAAGUUUCAGCACAUGCAGGACUGUUUCAGACUACAUCCCGAAAUCUACGGUGAGGAACUCGAAGACGACGAACAGCCGACAGACGGCGCGCCAGAGGCUGGUAUCGAAACCUCGGCUGCAAAGACCUCAACCCCAGAGGCAGAGGCUUCUAGCACGGCCCCGGAGACUGCGAAGGCCAGCGCGCCAGAACCCGUGAAAUCUACGCGCCCGACGGAAGAACCAAAGGAAUCCGGCGGGGAGAGCGGCGAUGUGAUACCGAAAAGCGCACAUGAUGCUACAUCGUCAUCUGCGUCCAAGGCUUAA